Molecule: messenger RNA, 996 nt
Organism: Sparassis crispa
Lineage: Eukaryota; Fungi; Basidiomycota; Agaricomycetes; Polyporales; Sparassidaceae
Exons: 3
Coding region: 1-996 (331 amino acids)
Source: RefSeq, a predicted model, not a curated record
AUGGACGUACCUAUAGGGGACCAUGAGGAUGCUGGAAACUCGCGCAAAAUCAAGGAGAACGACUUGAUCAGCCUUCAACGCCUCCUGCUGAAGGACCCCGAGCCUCGCUUGUUGUUGCGCUUCAAUAAAGUCACCCUGGGACACAUGUGCGGGGAGCUCAGCUUCCGGUUACCUCGCCCUGUUCACGAGAUGAAAAAAUCGGUGCUCGCCGAUGUGUUGACGCAUGCGACCAUUGCUGUUUGGAUUCGCCCUUCUGCUUCUGCUACAGACCGCGCCCCACUGACAAGCACCCCCAAUACUGCAGAGCUUGCACCUCAGACUCUGAUCGGAGAAGUGUACACAGCAGAAUAUGCAGCUGAACAUGCAGCCACAGCGAAGCUUGCAGACAGACAGGAUGAAGUGGACAGCUUGUCAAUACGGGCUUUUCGCAAACGAGAUCUCAAACACGUACAGGCUGACAUUGCCGAGACAUCCCGCCCCAUUUAUUCCGUUGGACCACCUGCAAACAUGGGUACGAAAGGCCAAGGCAAGCUCAAAGCCGAUCACUGGAAAGCUGCAAUAGAAUUCGAAUUACCUGUCUCGAUCAUGAAGCAUUGGCACCGCGAACGACUGGACAACUUAUCAGAUGAGUCUAAGCACCGUCAUAAUCUCGCUCACUGCACGAUGCGGCUGGCCUGUGCAGUUCAUCAAGCCACUUCAUAUCGGACUACAGAAAAUCAUCGCACCAGAUAUACAAUCCAUAUGCACGCUUACCUCUCCGACAUCCUGGAGCUGAAGCCCGGGCUCACCCUGAUGCCCAAUCACCACAAUGCACUUCACCUCGGUGACUUCCUCAUGCGCUUCGGUUCAGUCCAUGGCUGGUGGAUGUUCCCCUUCGAGCGCCUCAUCGGAGUGUUGCAGCAAGUGAAUACAAACUACAAGCAGGGGCAAUUCGAGAAGACUACACUUGCACACCUUUCAGUCAUGUUACCUGAACUGAACUCCCAUUUACCCUGA